CUCUCUCCCUCGAUAGCUCUGGCUGUCGCAUUCGUGCAUGCCCACCAUGCGCCGUGUGUUAGAGCGGCACAGCCACAUAGAGCAGGCGCGUGCGCCUCGUGCCCGACGUCCGUUGUCCGUGUGUGCGUGUGUAUUCGCAUUUUCAGUAAUUUCGAAAAAAAUUUUUGUAUAUUUGAUGGCGACGGCGACUGCUUUACUCACAAGAAACUCGCGCGUUUGUCGAAAAUCGUAUCGCGUACGUAUAUAUCGGUGUGUAGAAAUUACUAAAAAAUUGUGUUGCACCUUUUUAACAGUCGUGUACAAUCUGUAUGUUGUAUAUGUUCAAUUUAAAUACAACAACAAUAGCAACAACGCAACACAGUUUUAAACAACAAACAUAAUCGACAAGCUAAUCUUGGCUAAUACAACAACCAGUACACAGUAACAACUAUAGCAAAAAAAAAUAAACAACAAUCAGCAGCGCGGCCAUAAACAAAAUUUAAUUUGGAUAUAUUAUCGCCUAUAAAACGGAUAAGCAGCAUCAACAAGAACGUGUGUAUUUCACCAAAAAUAACAAGAAAAAACCGAAGGAAAUAUUGAUAGUCGCUGCUAUUGGCGACUUUAAUAUUGGCAACCAUAUUAAAGAAUUAAAACCACAAUGCCUCCAGUAGCUCUCGUACUUGUUAAAUCCUUGGCCCUCGAAUCAGCUAAAGCCUGCCGAUUCCAAUGAGAGGAGCCUGGGCCCUGAGAAUCUGGAGUAGGCGAGUGUACAGACAUUGCUGAGCAUGAAGCAACCAGUACGGACCACUACGCAUCAUUAUCCCUCGAACAAGAAGAGAUUUUUAUCAAAAAUCAGAACAGCAGCAGCCGAAUUAGGAGCUGAGAAAACGAUAGGCGGAGGAGGAUCACCAGGAGUAGGAGUCGCAGGAGCAGGCGAAUCCAGCCGCAGAAGGAGGAGGUGGUCACCGGCCACAUAAGACUAGUCCCCCUCCCCCAACCCACUAAAGCACCCCUACCCCAAAUCUACCAUAAAAGAGGAAGCCCAAAAAAGGAGCAAACCGGAGGUAAAGAAGGAGCGCAGGAGGAGACGGAGACGGCCCGUGUGUGUGUGUGUGUAGGUGGAGUGUGAGUGUCGGCCGUCUCAGUCGGAUAACCAUCAACCCAGAUCCUCAAUCCUGAAUUCCCAGACGACCCACAUACCAAACUGAAGCACCAGAACCACCACAACAACAACCACCACCACCACAGCCACCAGCGCAAGCACCAGCACCAUGUCGUCCAAUGAGCCACCGCCUCGUUACGAGCCACCCGUGGAGCCAGUCAAUGGCAUUGUACAGCCACCGGUGAUGCCGCCAGCAGAGCGACCCGGCCGCAAUACGAACCAAUUGCAAUAUCUGAUCAAGACGGUGAUGAAGGUGAUAUGGAAGCACCACUUCUCGUGGCCCUUUCAACAGCCCGUCGAUGCCAAGAAGCUUAACCUGCCCGACUACCACAAGAUCAUCAAACAGCCUAUGGACAUGGGCACGAUCAAGAAGCGGCUGGAGAACAACUACUAUUGGUCCGCCAAGGAGACCAUACACGACUUCAACACGAUGUUCAACAAUUGCUAUGUCUACAACAAGCCCGGCGAGGAUGUCGUUGUGAUGGCCCAGACGCUCGAGAAAGUCUUCCUCCAGAAGAUCGAAUCGAUGCCCAAGGAGGAGCUUGAACUGGAGCCGGUUACGGCCAAGGGUGGCAAAAAGAAGCAACGGGCGCCGGCUACGCCCAAGUCAUCGUCAUCGUCCGGUGGCGCUGGAGCAUCCACCGGUGCUGGUACGGCCUCCUCGGCGGCGGUUAGCAGUGGAGCAGGUAGUGGCUCCACCAAAGUGUCAGCUGCCGCCUCAUCCGCGCAACAGUCCGGCCUGCAAGGAGCGACGGGAGCGGGCGGCGGUGCGGCGAGCACACCGGGUAGCCAGGCGGGUUCCGGUGCCGGAGGAGCGACUUCCGCACGACCCGUUUCCGCCAUGGGCGGCACGGUUUCAUCGACGGCCGGCGGUGCACCGUCCAUACCACCGAUUAGCACAAUGCCACCGCACACGGUACCCGGCAGCACCAAUACGACCACGACAGCGAUGGCUGGUGGCGCCGGUGGACCAGGUGCAGCGUCAGCCAACUCCAAUGCCGCCGCCCUGAUGGCCAGCCUCCUGAGUGCGGGCCAAACGGGUGCCUAUCCCGGCGCCCCCGGCCAGACGGCGGUCAAUAGCUCCUCACUUCUCGAUGGCGGUACAGCCGCAGUAGCGGCGGCAGCAGCAGCAGCGGCAGCGGCGGCAGCAGGAGCGGGCGGUGCAGCGGGAGCCGCUGGUGGAGCAGCGGGCGCAGGAGUGACAAUACCAGCCGUAGCCGUCAACGCCGCCAACGCCGUGCAGGCCUAUGUGAAUGCGGGCGUGAGUGUGGGAGUGGACGCCGUGAUACCGCCGCAGCAGCCCGCCAAAAUCAAGAAGGGAGUAAAACGGAAGGCGGACACCACCACGCCGACGGCCAAUGCCUUCGAAUCGCCGUACACGCAAAUGGACUCAAAGUCGGCCAAGAUUGCGACGCGGCGGGAGUCGAAUCGUCAGGUAAUUGGCAAGAAGGGCUCGGGAUACAAUAUGUCGCCGCUGGGCGUCUCCGGAGUGCCCGGACUUGGUGGUCUAGUUGCCGUCGGUGUUGCCGGCGUUGCGGUGGCCAAGAACAAGGAGAAGCUAUCGGAUGCGCUCAAAUCGUGCAACGAGAUCCUCAAGGAGCUCUUCUCGAAGAAGCACUCUGGCUAUGCCUGGCCCUUCUACAAGCCGGUGGACGCGGAAAUGCUUGGCCUGCACGACUACCACGACAUCAUUAAGAAGCCGAUGGAUUUGGGCACUGUCAAGCGGAAAAUGGACAAUCGCGAGUACAAGAGCGCGCCGGAAUUUGCCGCCGACGUGCGAUUAAUAUUCACCAAUUGCUACAAGUACAAUCCGCCAGACCAUGAUGUUGUGGCCAUGGGUCGCAAGCUGCAGGACGUCUUCGAGAUGCGCUACGCCAACAUCCCCGACGAGCCGGUGGCCAAUGCGGCCCACCUUCAUGGCCAUGGCCAUGGGCAUGGUCACGGUCAUGGCCACAGUCACGGGCACGGUCACGGACACGGUCAUGGCCACGGAUACGGCGGCUCCUCCUCACUCAAGCACGAUGCCAGCGAUUCGUCCAGCGAGGACUCCAGCGACACGGAGAACGAAUCCAACUCGGACGAGGAGCGCAGCGCCAAGCUGAAAAUGCUCGAGUCCAAGCUGCUCGGCCUGCAGGAGGAGAUUCGCAAGCUGUCCGAGGAGGCCUCCGCCAAGAAAAAGGCGAAGAAGAAACUCAAGGAGAAGAAGAAGUCGAUGGGCGCUGGCUCCGGCUCUGGCUCGGCCUCGCAUCAUGGUCACGCCUCGGGCGGCGGUGCCGGCGCUGGCGGAGCAGGCGGCGCCGGAUCGGGCGGCCAUGCGGGCGGAGUCUCGGUGCCGGGCGGUGUCGGCGCCCUGGGUGCCGGUGGAGCGGGCAGUGCCAGUCUCAACGCACUGCUCAGUGGAUCGCUGGUUGGCCCCGGCGGAGGAGCCAUCGCCGGCGGAGUCCCCAAUGUGGCGGCCCUGCACAGUCAGGUGCAUGACGUGGCCAUGACCUUUAACCAGCUGGCGGGCGGCGGUGCCGCGGCCGGUGGUGGCUUUGGUGGCGCCGUGACUGCAGCGGGAGCUUCGGCGGGCGGCAAGGCGGGCACCCUGGCCGGCGCUCUGGCUGCGGGUGCGGCGGCAGGCGCUGGCGGUACAACAACUGGCAGCGGCAGUGGCAGCAGUAAAGGUGCUAAGAGCAAGGGCGGACGCGGCGCCAAGGGCGGUGGCGCCGGCGGCGUUGGAGCCAGCAAUAAUGCCGCUGCGGGCAAUGCGGCAGGCGGUGCAGCGGGAGCUGCAACGGGCGCUGGAGCCAUUGGAGCUGGAGUCGGCGGUCCAGGAGCAGCGGGCGGCGGCAAUGCCUCCAAGCGGGCCAAGGGCAGCAGUUCGGCGAGCGCUGGCGGUGCUGUUGGCGGCGCGAAUGCCAGUACCGGUGGCGCCGGGGCGCGUGGCAGCAGCAAGAAGAAGCCCAGCCAGGUGAUGAACUUCGACUCCGAGGAGGAGGACACGGCCAAGCCAAUGUCGUACGAUGAGAAGCGCCAGCUGUCGCUCGACAUCAAUAAGUUGCCAGGUGACAAGCUGGGCCGUGUGGUGCACAUCAUCCAAAACCGGGAGCCAUCGCUGCGUGACUCCAAUCCCGACGAAAUUGAGAUCGACUUCGAGACGCUGAAGCCGUCGACGCUGCGCGAGCUUGAAAGCUAUGUGGCGUCGUGUUUGCGCAAAAAAACACGUAAGCCAUAUUAUAAAAAGCCUUCCGGCAAGUCGAAGGACGAGCAGAUGGCCGAGAAAAAGCAGGAGCUGGAGAAGCGCCUGCAGGACGUCACCGGUCAGCUGGGGGCAAGCAAGAAAACCGCCAAGAAAGAUGAGUCCGCUUCGAACAAGGUCGAGGCAGUGCAGCCGGCGAAUCCCGUGUCGUCGAGUUCCAGUUCCAGCGAUUCAUCGUCGUCGAGUUCGAGUGAUAGCAGUUCGAGUGACUCGAGCGACAGUGAAGCAGGUGAUGGUGACGAACGACCGCCGCGCAAGAAAAAAUCCAGAGACUCGAAUGGAAGCAAUGUAAAUAAUCCAAGCAUAAAUGUUGUCCUGGGCGGCAAUCUGGCAAGCGGCGCUCUCACGCCGACGACCAUGUUGAUGGGCCUGGAUCAUGUGGUUAACUCCAACACACCCACAUCACAAAUGUCCAACAUGCUGGGCAAUGCCAAUCCACUGACGGCAGCUGCCAUGCUAAACAACAACAACAAGACAUCGCUGCCGGGCAGCAAUUUCGGUGGGGCGCCCACUAGCGCCGCCGGCAACAUGUUGCUCGGUCCAGUUGCCGCUGGUGCAGUUUCAACAGCGACGGCGGCGGGGCAGCAACAGCAGCAGCAGCACAACAACAACAAGAACGGACCAAACGAUCUGAGCAAAGUGCCGCUGGGUGGUUCCAUCACCGCCGCCCUGCUGUCGCACAGUUUCGCCGGAGGAGCAACAGCCGGAGGAGGUGUGGCCAGCAGCAGUCAGUCGAGCGGCGGCAUUCGCAUAGCCAGCAAUCUGCACAACAAGCCCUCCGGCUUGGGUGGCGGUGAUUUGGGCGAUCAUCAUGCGGCACUGGCGGCUGCCCUGACGUCCGGCGCUCCUUCUGGCGGCAGCAACAGCAACAACAACAACAACAAUAACAACAACAACACAAAUCCACUGGGCGGUGGUGCGCAUGGGGAUGCGAUGGCCAAUGCCUCGCUGGCCUCAGGUCUCAAGCAGAUACCGCAGUUCGAUGAUCCCGUGGAGCAGUCGCUGGCCUCAUUGGAGUUCAGCGCCGGUUCCACGGGCAAGCCAUCGCUGACGGACAACUUUUUGAUGCAGCAGCAUUUGAUGCAACCCGCCGGACCCCAGCAGCAGCAGCAGCAGCAACAACCGUUUGGCCAUCAGCAACAACAACAACAGCAGCAGCAGCAGCAACAGCAGCAGCAGCAAAUGGACUAUGUGACAGAACUGUUGACCAAAGGGGCGGAGAGUGUGAGCGGCAUGAAUGGCAACCACCUGCUGAACUUCAAUCUGGACAUGGCGGCGGCGGCGUACCAGCAAAAGCAGCAGCAGCAACAGCAGCAUCAGCAGCAACAGCAGCAGCAGCAGGCGCACAACAAUGGCUUCAAUGUGGCCGACUUCGGCAUGGCCGGAUUCGAUAUGCAGGCGGCCUCAGCAUUCCUCGAUCUGGAGCACACGCUCCAGCAGCAGCAGCAGCAGAUGCAACAGCAGCAGCAAUUGCAGACACCACAGCAACAGCAGCAACAACUGCAGACGCCUCAGCAACAGCAGCAACAACAGGAGAGACAACAGCAAACGCAGCAUAUGAUUGGAAUGAGCCACCAGCAACAGUCUAGUCUGGACCUCAUACACCUGCAUCAGCAGCAACAACUGCACCAGCAACAGCAACAGCUCCACCAGCAGCUCCAACAGCAGCAGCAGGUGGCCAACAAGCUGCUGAUCAUACCCAAGCCCAUCGAAUCGAUGAUGCCCAGUCCGCCGGACAAGCAGCAGCAACAGCAGCAGCAAUUGCAGCAGCAGCAGCAGCAGCAUCAGAAGGUGUUGCCGCCGCAGCAGUCGCCCUCGGACAUGAAGGGUCAUUCGGCGGCGGCGGUGGCAGCGGCUGCGGCGGCGGCUGCAGCGGCACACGGCAAGCUGGCGCAGGCCUUUAAAGUCUCCAACGAGCAGAACCUCAAGAACGCCAGCUCGUGGUCCUCGCUGGCCUCGGCCAACUCGCCCCAGUCGCACACGUCGAGCAGCUCGAGCAGCAGCAAGGCCAAGCCGGCCAUGGACUCGUUCCAGCAGUUCCGCAACAAAGCCAAAGAACGCGACCGUCUCAAGCUGCUGGAGGCGGCCGAGAAGGAGAAGAAGAACCAAAAGGAGGCCGCCGAGAAGGAGCAGCAGCAGCGCAAGCACCACAAGUCCUCCUCCUCGUCAUCAUCCUCGUCGGCAUCCGCGGCGGCCGCCCAAGCGGCAGCAGUUGCGGCUGCAGCCGCAGCAGCAGCAGCGGCCGCGGCGGCGGCCUCAUCGGCUGUGGCCUCCAGUGCCUCGAACGCCUCGGGCGGCAGCAGUAGUGGCGGCGGCGGCGGUGCUGGUGGUGGUGGUGGUGGCGUGCCUGCCAGCAGCAACCAGUCGAUUAGUGGCGAUCGCGAGCGUGACAGGGAUCGCGAGCGGGAGCGAGAGCGUUCCGGCAGCGGCGGCGGCGGUCAGUCGGGCAAUGGGAACAACAGCAGCAACUCGGCCAACAGCAAUGGACCCGGCAGUGCGGGCAGCGGUGGCAGUGGCGGCGGCGGCGGUGGCGGCGGAGGAAGUGGCCCGGCCAGCGCCGGCGGACCAAAUAGUGGUGGCGGACCAGCGCUGCUCAAUGCCGGCAGCAAUAGCAACAGCGGUGUUGGCAGCGGCGGCGCCGCCAGCAGCAACAGCAACAGCAGCGUCGGUGGCAUCGUUGGCAGCGGCGGACCCGGUUCCAAUAGCCAGGGCAGCAGUGGCGGUGGCGGCGGCGGCGGCGGAGGAGGAGGACCGGCCAGCGGCGGCGGUGGCAUGGGCAGUGGCGCCCUCGACUACGGUCAGCAGGUGGCGGUGCUGACGGCGGCGGCGGCCAACGCGCAGGCCCAGCAUGUGGCGGCCGCUGUGGCCGCCCAGGCGAUUCUGGCCGCCUCGCCCUUGGGCGCCAUGGAGAGCGGAAGGAAAAGCGUGCACGAUGCUCAGCCGCAGAUAUCGCGGGUGGAUGACAUAAAGGCGUCACCGGGCGGACAGGGCCAGAGUUCGCCGGCCCAGCAAUCGCCACAGGAUCGGGCGGCCGCCAAGCGGGCCGAGCAGCGGCGGGCCGAGCAGGAGCGGCGCAGGCGCGAAGCGUUGGCUGGCCAAAUUGAUAUGAACAUGCAGAGCGAUCUCAUGGCUGCCUUCGAGGAGACGCUGUAGGCAAAGGCCCGGAGAAAGUCGACCAACCGGGGCAUUAGCGUCAAUGGCAAUGGCAAUGGCAAUGGCGAUGGCAUCAUCUCAACCACAACCACAACCACCACCUCAUCAUCCUCCACCACCGGCGGCCAAUCGAAGCGGCGGACAAGGCGCCAGCAACCAAGGACCACGUUGGACAACGGCUUGCAAGAGCAAGAGCAAAAGCAACACGGCUAGGACAGCAACAACGAAGACAGUUCGAAAAAUAACUGUUAGAGCAAACAAACAAACAACCAACCAACAAACAAGCAAACCAACCAACCAACCAACCAACCAACCAACCAACCAACCAACCAACCAAGCAAGCAACCAACCAACCAACAAACUAAAACAAACAGCAUAAGCUAAAACCAAUAAAGCAAUGUUCUAAGGCGUAAAUAAUAUACGUACAUUAUGUGAGAAUAUAUAUAGUGCGUAUACGAGAGGAGCGCGAGCAAAACAAAAAGGAAUAAGUGAAAACCACCAGCAAAGCAACAACCCAGAAGCAGCAAAAUACCCAGCAGCAACAAUACAACAUAACAGAAAAUAUGGCAAAUUUCCUUCGGUUAGCAAUUGAUUCUUCACACAACUUUUUUUACAAAUCACUUAUCACUUUCGAUUAUUACUGUGUAUUACCAUAACGAUGAUGAUGGAUCGUGGCGACGCGACAAGGAAGUCCGCACAUGAUUCCAAAGCUUAUUAUUUUUAAUAUUAUUGAUUGCAUAGGCAAGUUUAGUUUGUAUGUUCUAAAAGUAAUUGAUAAUGCUUAUUUUUUUUCUUAAUUAUAUACACACACCUAUGCUUAGAGUUGUUAACUAAUUUAAAAACAAAAAAAAACAAAACAAACAAAAAAAAAACCCAACAAAAAAAUGAACAAACAAAACGAAACGAAAUCAGUUCAAUGUAUCUAUCCGCAAGGGGAUGACGCAGUCGCAGUAGCAUUCGCAGUUGUCUGUACACGAAUCCAAUUAUAUAAAUUUAAAAAAAAAUAUGUCAUUUAACAUAGAGUCAUCCCGUUCCCGAUCCCGAUCCCGGUUCCCAAUUCCCCAUCCCACGGACCCGCUGAGAGAAAAUCUUAUGGAAUCAUAUUGUUCUAUGAUUUUUAAUUUUUGAUGGCGAACACAUGUAAUUUAAAAACACCCACAAACGAAACUCGCACACAUAAAUACACAUCUGCACACACUGGAGAAAAAUAUGUGAGCCAGAUAAUCUGCAGAACAAGAACCCAGAACCAGAACCACAAACCCAAAAAAAAUUUAGUUUUUAAGUAGAUACGACCUUUUUUUUUUUUUUUGGUAUGUAACAAGAGCGAGCGCCCAAAACCAAACAUAGAAAAUGGAAGAAUCGACGGAAUGUAACUUGUAAUUUCUUUUCUAAUGACCAUAAGCCUUCGCAAGUAGGUGCCAGUAUGCUAUCCCCCCAAAUUGCAGUGACAAUUCAGUAAAAUAAUGAUACAUGUUUGGAGUCUCUGCCGUCUUCCAUGUAUAAUCUUCGUCUAUAUCUUUACCAUUUGCAUGUAUCCGAUCCUUAUCGUCAAUGUGUCCCUGUAUAUAGUUCCAUAGGCCCUCCUUCUAGAUCACUUUUCCAUCGGGGACUCUGAUCCUGUAAUAGCAAUAGGAAUUAAGAUAGCAACUAUCUAUGUAAAAGCUAACGAAAUGAUUCAUGUAAUUGUACUUGUGCUUGUAUAAUGCACGUGUUUUGGAAACGAAAAUUCAUAUUGUAUAUUUCAUUUAAAUUUUGGGUUCUGAUUUCAGUUUAUUUUGUGUGUGUGUGUGUGGGCAGGUGGGUGGGUGUUCUUAGGGAUACGUGUAUGUCCUUGUAUAUAGAGGCGGUCAAUAGAUUCGUAUCUUUCCCCCGACUUACCCGAUUUCCCAGUCCCUAAGUUGUUAUGUACACUCGCAGGAAAUGUCAUUUCGUUUUGUGUAAAUUAGUUUUUUUUUUUUUUUGGAAAGCGAGUAGAAAGCAAAAAAAAGUUAUCACAAAAUAUCCCAAAUUCUUUCUAUAUAUAUAUAUAUAUACACACGAAAAAAAGAUGCAUCAAAAAUACAUAUACAAAAGGGAGAAACAUUUUUUUUCUAUACUUAAUUUUUAGCAUUUAAUUGAGAAAUAAAUCACACGAGGAGAUAAAAAAGAAAUGUAUGAAAAUAAAAAUUGAGAAAAAAAACAAACGAUUCAAAUAAAAAGAAGUUUUUAAUUCAGUGAAAAAAGUAAACACAUACAUAUAUAUAUAUAUAUUAACACCUCUAUAUAGAUGACAACCCUGAUAUGAACAAUUUAUUUGCAUAUAUGAAUAUAACACACACACCUAUAAAUAUAUAUAUAAAUUUAUAUUUUAACACACCACCCGAUGGGAAUGAGACGUAUUUGAUUUUUGUCCAAUCUGAUCAAAUCGCCCAAGUUCUAGCAGAUGCAUUUGGCAUAUUAGCAAUUAAUUGUUGACCUUUUGUUGUUACUUAACGAGGGCAUUAACUAGACGAACGACGACGAUGAGGACGAGGAAUAGGAUAGCAGGAUAGCAGGAUAGCAGGAUAGCUGGAUAGCUGGAUCGAGGAGUAUGUAACAUAUAGCGAAAACUUUUCUGAAACGUAAAAGCAAACGAUCUUAGCCUUAAGCGCCUACCGCUAAACAGAAAAACUUUAAAGCAACGUUACGUGUGGAACGUAAUGCAGGAACUAAUAAUAAUAACUAUUAUAAUUAAAAAGCAAAAAUCAAGGGGAAACAAUUUGGGCUGGCAGAAAGAGUGGAUUGAUAUAAAAAGCAUUACAUUUACAUGACUCCAUUUUGGCCCCUUUAGCAUUCACUACAUAUAUACAACACUUUUUAGUAAGCCUAUAAUUAAUGAAGGAGAACAUAAAAACAAAAAUCGAAGGAAACCAA
Molecule: messenger RNA, 10427 nt
Organism: Drosophila elegans
Lineage: Eukaryota; Metazoa; Arthropoda; Insecta; Diptera; Drosophilidae
Gene: fs(1)h
Product: homeotic protein female sterile
Exons: 14
Coding region: 1251-7535 (2094 amino acids)
Biological process (GO): chromatin remodeling; regulation of DNA-templated transcription
Cellular component (GO): nucleus; chromatin
Source: RefSeq, a predicted model, not a curated record